This is a messenger RNA of Drosophila ananassae, 1804 nucleotides long. RefSeq names its product endoribonuclease ZC3H12A (gene Regnase-1). Gene Ontology annotation, cellular component: cytoplasmic ribonucleoprotein granule; nucleus. Lineage: Eukaryota; Metazoa; Arthropoda; Insecta; Diptera; Drosophilidae. The transcript has a single exon. The coding region runs from base 187 to 1761 and encodes 524 amino acids. The record is from RefSeq and is a predicted model, not a curated record. Gene Ontology annotation, molecular function: RNA endonuclease activity; metal ion binding; mRNA binding.
AUGCAUUAUUGCAAGCUCGCAUUCCGGUCACACUAGCCACCUAACAGCAACAAAAACAACAACACGGAAGUCUGUAAAUGUAAAUAGACGGAACUUGUUGCAGAAAACGGCAUAAAACACAGCAAACUGAAAAAGUAAGCUAGGGAAACGGAGCAGCUAAGGAAGGCCCAUCCGCUGGUCACAUAAAUGCGCAUCAAGAUGAAUUGCGAACUGCAAGAGCAACAAAAACAUCAGAAGCACCAGCCACACCAACAACAAAAGCUAGAAAACCACCAGCAACAACAACUAAGUAGCAACAAGUUACCAGUGAGAAAGCAGGAGAGCUGCUCGGAUGACGAAGAUGAAAAUGUGAGCCGGACAGAGCGACAGAAUCUGGAGUUUGCGAAGAAGCUGGGCUACAGCGAACAGUCCAUACAUUCGGCCUUAACCCGUUUGGGUUCCGAGGCCAAGCAGAAUGAACUGCUGGCGGAGCUCAUCAAGCUAACGGCAGAUGCUCCCCGUCCCGCCCCUAAUAGUACCAGCACCGCCUCCUCUGGAUCCGCGCCCGCUUCUGGAACCUCCUGUUCCUUGCGCCACAUUGUCAUCGAUGGCAGUAAUGUGGCCCUCUCGCACGGCAACAACCUGGUCUUCUCCUGCCGAGGCAUUCGCAUAUGCGUGGACUGGUUCCGUCAGCGGGGCCAUCGCGAGAUCACUGCCUUCGUGCCCAAUUGGAGAAAAGAACUGGCCAACAAUAAUAUAUCAGAUCGUGAGCUGCUUUACGAGCUGGAGCACGAGCGAGUCCUGGUCUUCACCCCGUCCAGACAUUUAGAUGGAAAGCGGGUCUCCUGCUACGACGAUCGAUUCAUACUGAAGUUGGCUGUAGAGACCGAUGGCAUUGUGGUGUCCAACGACAACUACAGGGACCUGGUGCUCGAGAAUCACGAGUUUCGGCGGGUCGUGCAGGAGCGCCUGUUGAUGUACUCGUUUGUGAAUGACAUAUUUAUGCCGCCAGACGAUCCGCUGGGCAGAUCGGGCCCAAAUCUAGACUUAUUCCUGUGCUCACAGACGCAACAAAAGAUGGCCGAUGCCCAACAACUGUGUCCGUACGGAAAGAAGUGCACUUAUGGGCAAAAGUGUAAGUUCCGGCAUCAGAAUCAGGGGUCCUUGCUACAGCGACUGCCGCUCCAGGCAUCUCAUAGCGCUCCGCUGCACAGCAAUGGUGGCCCACAAAUGGUCAGUCCGAUAGGAAAUAACAACAGUGUCAAGAUCAACUCACUAAUCAGCCGAGAGCCUUUGGGUCGCACCAAGUCCAACACCAUAGAGCAGGUAUGUCAGGGCUUCACUGCCCAAAUGGAUAUAUCCGAAGGUUCAGCCGUGGAUUCGUCCCAGCAGCCGAAUCGCCACAAGAAACUGCAGCGGCAACAACCGCCACCCGCCUAUCCUCUUUUGAUGCCGCUCCAGCAGCCGCAGCAUGUUCAGCUAACCAACUAUCACCACCAGUAUCUGACGCGCACACCAUCCGCUCCGGUGUCGGAUCACGGUCACGUUCUGCCACUGCCCGCUCGCAACUACGCACAUUUGUCCGCCUCGGAUUCACGGAUUAACGAGGAACUACACGCAUCACAUCAACUGCCUAGGGAGGAACAACGCCGCCUGUUACGCUACCACUUGAGCAGUCUGUUUCCGCCACAUCAAGUCCAUGCCGUGCUGCAGCUGUAUCCCGAGGAGACCGACGCCAAGACCGUCUGUGCAGCUAUACUUAAUUUAUUUCCGCAUAAUUAGGCUAGGCUUAAAGAUCAUCAAUUAUAUAUAAUUAGAUGUGUAA